UCAGCUACAAUGCUGGGAUCAGCGCGUGCGAGAAGGGCGAGGAAUGGCAGCAUACUCUGGCGCUGCUGAGCGAGAUGCGGGAGGCGAAACUGCAGCCCGACGCCAUCAGCUACAGCGCUGGGGUCAGCGCGUGCGCGAAGGGCGAGCAGUGGCAGCGGGCGCUGGCGCUGUUGAGCGAGAUGUGGGACGCGAAGGUGGAACCCAACGUCAUACAAUUCAGCUACAGCGCUGGGAUCAGCGCGUGCGAGAAGGGCGAGCAGUGGCAGCGGGCGCUGGCACUGCUGAGCGAGAUGUGGGGAGCGAAGCUGGAGCCCGGCGUCAUCAGCUACAGCGCUGGGAUCAGCGCGUGCGAGAAGGGCGAGCAGUGGUGUCGGGCGCUGGCGCUACUGAGCGAGAUGUGGAAGGUGAAGUUGGAGCCCGACGUCAUCUGCUACAAUGCUGGGAUCAGCGCGUGCGAGAAGGGCGAACAGUGGCUGCCGGCGCUGGCGCUGCUGAGCGAGAUGUGGGCGGUGAAGUUGGAGCCCGACUCAGUUACAAUGCUGGGAUCAGCGCAUGCGAGAAGGGCGAGCAAUGGCAGCGGGCUCUGGAAUUGCUCAGCGAGAUGUUGAAGGCGAAGCUGGAGCCGAGCGUCAUCAGCUACCACGCUGAGAUCGUCGCGUGUGCGAGAUGCGGUCAAUGGCGGCAGGCGUUGUCGCUGCUCGGCGAGAUGCGGAAUAGAUAUGUGGAGCCGAACGAAGACAGCUACAAUUUGGGCAUCACAGCGUACGAGAGGUCGUCUCGCCACUCGGCAGGAUGUCCUGACUAUCAUCAGGUCGGUCUUUCGCGCUUUCGAGCAUCCUGAGAAUCGUUGUGCGAGUGGGACCCUGCUGGGCAACCACUGCGACUACGUGGACGGGCACCCGUAUCUUGAACUCGGCAGUGGUAUUCCAUCGUGCAGGACGCCGCUCUGGAUGCCACUACAUGGGUCCGCCCUGGCUGGCCACGGUGCCGGGAUCAGCAACUGUGAGAGUGGCGAGCAGUGAAAGCGAGCCCUGCCGUAGCUCAGCCAGACGUUGGAUGUGAAGUUGGAGCCCCGUGUUGCAGGCUGCUCCGCGAGUUGCGGAACGCGAAGUCGGAGCCCAAGGCCAUGUCAGCUGCAGUGCUGGGAUCAGCGCGUGCGAGAAGGGCGAGCAGUGGCAGCGGGCACAGGUGCUGCUGAGCGAGAUGCGGGAGGCGAAGCCGCAGCCCAGCGCCAUCUGUGCUGCAAUUCUGGUCGUUGCGCGUGCGAACGGGGCGAAA
Molecule: messenger RNA, 1278 nt
Organism: Prorocentrum cordatum
Lineage: Eukaryota; Dinophyceae; Prorocentrales; Prorocentraceae
Source: the annotation of a GenBank genome assembly